This is a messenger RNA of Cheilinus undulatus (humphead wrasse), 810 nucleotides long. RefSeq names its product nuclear factor 7, brain-like. The record is from RefSeq and is a predicted model, not a curated record. The coding region runs from base 16 to 651 and encodes 211 amino acids. Gene Ontology annotation, molecular function: protein binding. The transcript is spliced from 2 exons. Lineage: Eukaryota; Metazoa; Chordata; Actinopteri; Labriformes; Labridae.
UGUGACCCUGAGAAGAUGAGAACUGUGGAGAAGCUGGUGGACGACCUCUCUGUGGCUCUGUCCCAACACUUCCCUCGAAUGUGGUCAUAUCUGAGUUCUCCAUCUCUGGACUGCAGCACGGCUCAUCCUAAAUUGGAAAUAUCCGGUGACAUGAGGCGGGUGUUCUGGAGGAGACAGCCGGGCGGUGAAGCUAUGAGCCUCCGGCCUUAUGACUCCCAGUACAGCGUCCUCGCCCAGGAGAGCUUCACUACUGGUCAACAUUACUGGGAGGUCAUAGUUCAGGAGAAACCGUACUGGCUGAUCGGGGUGACCACGGGGGUGGAUGUCAGAAAAGAGAGCACCAAUCAGAGUUCAUCAACUCUUAACUUAAACAGCACAUCCUGGUGCAUCUACCACGGGGACGGCCAGUACCUGGCAUGCCAUGACACCCAGGAGAAGCAGCUGUCAGUGGGAAGGAGAGUGAGGAAGCUGGGCAUACUGGUGAACCUCCAGAAGGGGGAGCUGUCAUUCUAUGACGCUGAUUCGAUGAGUCUGCUUCACUCCUUCUGUGUGCAGUGUGCAGAGCCGCUGUUCCCCAUGCUGAACCCCUGCAUCGAUGUGAACGGACUGAACAGGCAGCCACUGACAUUGUUUUACAUUAAAGACCCCUGAGACCGGAUUUAAAGAGCAGCAAAGACGGCCUCAGCUUCCUUUUUAUGUACAAAGACUUCAUGUCAAACACUUUGCAUGUUUAAUUCCUCUUUUUGCACACUGUAAAUGAUGUGUGGCUGUUAUAUAAUACACUACUGACCAAUCAUCAAUUAAAGAAAC